ACAUUGCGCGGUUUGGAAUGGACCAUUACAAGGUGUACCGCGAAGGCUGCGUCAAGAAUGGCAUACCUCUGAAUGAGCGUGCUAUGCCAGAGGAGGAGCGUGAUCGGUUAAAUGGUGUAACGAGCAAGAAUGAUGGUCAAUCAAGUAUCCUUCAAUUUGUCGAGAGAACUGAGCUAUCCCCUGAGGAAUGGCAAUGCGAACGUCUCCUUGACUUGAUCGUACGUUUUAUUGUUGAAACUGACCAGGCUAUCAGUGUUGUCGAUCAUGAAUCAUUGCGCGACAUACUGAUAUAUCAACGUCCCAAGACCAAAGACUCUGAUAUACCUCAUCGCACCAAGCUGACAGAGAUCAUACUUGCAAGAGCCAAAGAUAUGCAAGCAGAGCUUGCUAAAGAGCUUGAAGAAGCACCUGGACGAGUUUCAUUAAUGUUCGAUGGUUGGACAUCCAAGAUCAUGACAGCCUACCUAGCCAUUAUGGCGCACUACAUCACCGCAGACUGGACAUUGUGAACAGAGCUUCUCUCCUUUGGUGAAUUGCUUGGUAGCCACAGUGGCGAGAACAUGGCACAGGAGCUUUAUGACAUCUGUAAGAAGUAUAACAUUGUACAUAAGCUCGGCAACCUCACCGCUGACAACUUAACCACUAACGACAAAGGUAUCCGGAUCCUGGGUCAAAAGCUCGCAGUCGAAGAUGGGAUUCUUGACUUCAACCAUCUCGAGCGACGUUCGCAUUGUUUCUCGCAUGCCGUACAUCUUGCAGAGGCUGCAUUCCUGCAGGCUUUGUCACCGAAGAAGACAGUUAAGAAGAACGGGAAGUCCAAUCGGAUGGUCCCUAUUGUGCCAGCACCAGCCAGUAGUCCGUCUGGCGAUGUGGAUCCAGAUGAAGAGGAUACCGAGGAAGAAAUUGCUGGACUAAUGGUGGAAGUUGCGGAAGCAGUGAAGGAACUCCCAGAGGCAUCAGAGGAGGCUCUUCUCCUUGCCGAGUUACUUCUCAAGGUUCGAGGUUUUAUUGCCAAGGUACGAAGAUCACCUCAAGCAAAACAGUUCUUCAAGAAAUGCUGUCGCGCAGCAACAAUAGAGGUUUUGGAACUGUUACCGUACUGCAAGACACGCUGGGGUUCAUGGUUUGGAGUGUUGGGGCAUUUGCUUGUGUUGAAAAAGGCUGUCAUUGCAUUCAUCAAUCAAGCCGAUGACUCUGACGAAGUUCCUAAUGUCGAGAAAAAUCAGCCAAAAUAUAUCUCAUACCGCCUUUCUUCUGAGGAAUGGAAGUUUAUUGAACUAAUCCAUGAAGUACUAAAGGAAGCAUCAAAGGUCCAAGAGACAUUCUCGUCGGAAUCAGUACCGACACUUUGGCUGGUACUUCCUGUCUAUGAACAGUUCAUUCGGGUGUGGGAAAGCUUUACGCAGCGUUCAGAUAUGAAACCGCUGGUGCCUAUGCUCAACGCCGGCAUCAACAAUCUUCGAAAAUAUUAUAACUUGUCCGAUCGUUCACCAGCACACAUUGUAUGUCUCUAUUUGGACCCUCGAGUUAAGGAUGCAUAUUUCCAAUCAGCGUGGACAGAAGAAGGGCAGGUAGAAGCCCGCGUUAUUAUGGAGCGCAUUUUUGAUGAAUAUCAAGCACAUCGUCAGCCUAAUGCUUCAGAGUCCAGCAAUGAAGCUCCAGGACCAUCUUCGUCAGGAAUCUCACAAGGUGUCACGGGUAGCUACGGAUUUGCGUUCAUUGAGAAUGCUACAGCAAACAGAAGACAGCGCGAGAAGAGAACCAUCAAGGAUCUCCGAGCGGAAUUGAAGAAGUACCUUGAAGAAGAUCUCGUCGUUGUGCCAAAGGGUCAGCCAUUUGAUCUUCUCAGUUACUGGAAGGCGGAAUCUCUUAGAGCCCCUGUGCUUGGGGAUAUAGCACGGGAUUAUCUUGCAAUUCAGGGUUCAUCCGUCCCUUGCGAGCGUGUAUUCUCAAGUGCAGGUCUUACUGAUGACAAGCGAAGAGGUUCCAUUAUUCCACAGAACUUUGAGGCGAUACAAACAUGUAAGGCUCGUUAUAGAGCAGAAAGGGCACGUCGCGCGGCUGCAGUGGCAGCGCAACGUGAAGCGCAACGAAAACGGUGGGAAGAGGAUGCAAUAGAGCAAGUAGGAUCGUAGCUCAGAUGUAUAUCAGAACAAGAAAAAGUCCCUCUUUU
This is a messenger RNA of Somion occarium, 2173 nucleotides long. NCBI's taxonomy places the organism in Eukaryota, Fungi, Basidiomycota, Agaricomycetes, Polyporales, Cerrenaceae. The record is from the annotation of a GenBank genome assembly.